Messenger RNA from Moneuplotes crassus, 998 nucleotides. The record is from the annotation of a GenBank genome assembly. NCBI's taxonomy places the organism in Eukaryota, Ciliophora, Spirotrichea, Euplotida, Euplotidae.
GUAAUCAGCCAUUGGGAUUCUCUAGCCUUCAAACUUUGCUUUUCAGCUUCAUGCUUUUUGAAUAUCAGGCAAACCAUAAUUUAGGAGUAAAUGCUGGAGACCCUCCAUUGCUGUGUACGGCCUCCUAUCCUAAAGGCAUGAAGAUCGAAGUCUCUGUUCAGGCUGAAGAUGAAGACGAUCAGCAAAAAGAGCCCCUUAGCUCUAAGAAGUCCAUCGUAGCUUCCAAAGAAGACCCUAGCAACUCAAAUAGCAACGAAGAUAAUGAAGUCAUCAAAGAAAGAGGCAGUGAAGAUGCCAAAAAUGAAGAGUCCAAAUAUAAAGAAGUCAAAGAACCUGCAGUCAAGAGAGGCAGAGGGAGACCCAGAGAGUUCCCUCAGACAGAGUUCUACACAAAGAACAUGAGACUUGACGUGCUCAACAAAGCUUUGGUCAGAGCAGCCAAACGAGAAUUCACCGAGUUGUUCAGACUAUUCUGCAUCAACUCAGGCCUCUUCCAGCCUGAAGACUCCGAUGGUGGCCUCGAUGCUGUGAUUGCUUCAGAUCCUUCUGAAGUCCUCAAGAUGAACUUCGAUAUGCCUGAUGAGCAGUUUGAUGAAGCCAUGCAAAGAUUCGUUCCUUACGCUUUGCAAGUGGAGUCUCCUGAGGAUGUGAGCGAUGUGCACGGAGAACUCGACAACCUCAAACAGUUCCUAACUGUGCUCGUUGACCCUGACAAAGGCUCUUCUGUGUUGUUCCCUGGGACUGACAAACUCCUGAAAGACGAACUACGCAGUCUCUGUUUCUCAUACUCACACUCGAAGCUGGACGCCUUCAUGGUUCUUCCGGAGAUGAGGUUUGUCUUAGCCAAAGUCUUGAGUCCAGAGUACAUUGACUCAUUCAUUGCUAAGAACCCCACUUUGAGCGAGAACGAAGGUCUCUAUAAGCAGUGUGCAGAGCUCAUGCUUCAGAAGAUGAGCAAGCAUAACAAGGCCAACAAAGAUGAAGAGCCUAGCGACUAA